This is a messenger RNA of Trichophyton benhamiae CBS 112371, 2424 nucleotides long. RefSeq lists its product as uncharacterized. The record is from RefSeq and is a predicted model, not a curated record. Gene Ontology annotation, biological process: septin cytoskeleton organization. Gene Ontology annotation, cellular component: cytoplasm; plasma membrane; endocytic vesicle. The transcript has 4 exons. Bases 1 to 2424 code for a protein of 807 amino acids. NCBI's taxonomy places the organism in Eukaryota, Fungi, Ascomycota, Eurotiomycetes, Onygenales, Arthrodermataceae.
AUGGCUCAUUCGCACGAAGCGCUAGCUAACGGAAUUGAGGUGGAUGGCGAAAGACCCCUCAGAGAAUAUGAAACCAAAAAUCCAGACAUGAAGUCAAUGGUAACAAUCCAGAACGACCUUGCAUCUCUAGCCAAGACUCUGGAGGCUGCCCAAAAGAAGCUUGAUAAGAUUAAAGAUAAAGGCCCCAAACAGGCUUCAAAAGUGCCCAGCGCACAGGCUGCCGUGGACGAUGCCAGAGCGCAAUGGCAGUCUAGAGCACCCUUUGUUCUCGAGCAACUGCAAGCUGUUGAUGAACACCGUGUCAACCACCUGCGAGACAUCCUUACUCAAUACCAAACUCACGAGACAGACCAUGUUGAACGCAGUCGCCAGGCAGUAGAGAGCUCUCUUAACUCGUUACUAAACAUAGAAGCGGGUGAGGAGAUCCGCACGUACGUUAACAAGAAAAGCGGAGGACGAUUGCCCUCUGAGACCGUCCCAUCUACCCCAGCUCCAACUUCGCCUCGACAGGAUACACCGACAAGUCCUAAACCAACCCCACCGGCUGCGACAGAGCCACUGCCGUCUCCUCCUCCAGUCCAUGAUGACGAUGCGAGUCAGCGUUCUGGUACUUCUGCACAGCGUCGCCCCAGCCUCCAACAGGCCCCCGAGCCUCGCCAUACUGCCUUUGGCGGCCUAAAACGACUUGGAACGGUUAUGGGGAGACGCAAGAGCAUGAUUGUUCCUUCUACUGGGCCUACUGAGAAGAAAUUUCGAUCUCCUUUCACCACAUUCCGCCGUACCGAUCCAUCCCGCAAUUUUCAACAGAUGGACGAAUCAGAAGGACAUCAUAGCUUAGAGGCGGUUACUUCAAUGGAAUCACAAAGGCCACCGUCAUCUACUAUGAAUGAAUCGGCAUUCAUUGAAUCACCUCCUCUGCCGGCGCCGAAUGAUAUCCCUGAGGAACCUGCAGCAGAAGAAUCGACUGCAAUAAAUGGGCAGUCAACAGACGCACCUGGUCAAACCUCACAAGUCGAUGCGGAAGGCUACUCUCAGAGACCGGAUAUAGAAGAUGAAAUUACACGAGUUCAAAGGGAAGCCGCUGCUGUUGACGAUUCGGGCAUAAACCUAACCAUUCGAGACCAGCCAAUUCCAGAGGAUGAAAGCGAGGCUAAACAAGCAUUGAACCAAGUGGCAAACACUCUACGACUUAAAGCACAACAAUCUGGCGCUGCUCGCGGCCCUGGGACCGUUAGAGGACGUCGUGAUGUACGAAAUACCAUGUUCUUCCCUCAACCUCCGCUCCCAGGCAAUGGUCACAGUGCUGAAAACCCCUUCCCUGCUUUGAGUAACGCUGUAUCGGCACAGCCAGGAACUCCCGAGAUGCCAAGGAGCGAGGCAUUGCCGGAAAAAGUUACCCAGGAGGACCAUAUGCCGGAUAAUACCUCUAUUCAUUCCUCGCAGACUCUGCACAGCCUAUCGGGGCCAAUCACACACCCUGUACUACCGGAACCAGGUCUUAAUGUUUCCAUUGUGGAGAAAUUAACCGUCAUGUUAUCAGAGGGGGUUGUUACCAGAUCACUUGUUGUCGGAGAGCUUGCUCUUGCAUACAAUAACCAUACAUCAGCAGAAUAUGCCUCGGAAUCGCAAGUUAUCCGCCUAAACAACUUUGGCAUCCUAGAACGGGUGGCUGCGAACCCGCAAUUUGUUAUGGAGAGGAGCAUAACUACAUCUGGGGGUGAUAUACCGCAUGAUGAUUCCUCCAAAGGCCAAUAUCAAGUACGUCUAGCACAGAUUACGGGUCCUACGCCAACAGUUGCCUUCAAAUAUCAGAUCCAUCUGGACUCUUCGAACCUAUCCUCAUACUGCCCUGUUAUCUUCACACCUGUUUGGAACGAGGAGGAAUUUCAAGCAAGUGUAAUUGUACAAUAUUCGCUGAACUCUCAAUUUAUCUCCUCCGACUCGAGUGCAUCUGUUGUUCUUCACAACCUGGUGCUAUCGGUGGGUCUGGACAUAUCACAAGUUGACGAAACAACUAUGCGUCCUCGUGAAGUUGCUAAAGCAGUGGGUGCUGCCAUGCACCCAAGCACUGGUGCCGUUUUCCGACGCAAGAAUUCGUCCGUCACAUGGAAGAUCCCGGAACUAGAGAUUAGGCCCGGCGAGGAUGGGAAAUUUCUUGCUAGGUUUACAACAUCGACGAGCGGGCCGAGAAGGGGAAAGGUCGAAGCCAAGUUUGACGCGACAUGCAGCAACAAUACUUCGAGGCUCGGUAUGAGUGUGCUUACUUCUCAAUCAAGUGCAAACUCAGACCACAAAGACAAAGAAGAUGACCCAUUCGCGGAUGACGGCCUAGGUACUUCUAAAGAGGGAGAUUCCUCUGUGGAAUCUUGGGCAGAGCCUUUGACUGAACGUAGACUCACUAUUGCGAAGUACGUCUCGGCAUAG